Messenger RNA from Meloidogyne enterolobii, 1126 nucleotides. The record is from the annotation of a GenBank genome assembly. NCBI's taxonomy places the organism in Eukaryota, Metazoa, Nematoda, Chromadorea, Rhabditida, Meloidogynidae.
UUUUUUGGGGAGAAAUGGGGCGCGAAUAAUUGGGCGGAAUUCUUUCUUUUUUUGUCCUUUUUAACUGUUGAAGGUUCUUUAUUUUUUUAGUCGAGACAGACUUGGGACCAAAUGUCCUUCCUUGAGGGGGGCUACUUGGGCUUUUAGAACUACCAAAAGUUGGAAUUAGUGAUCGAGCUAUCGAAAUAUUCCCUUCGAGUUCUGAUUCGAUUUUUCUAUUUUUUCCGAACUCUAGUUGAAGUUCUGGAUUUUUUCGAACAACGGGAUAAACUAGAAAAAGGAAGAACCCUUCUCAAUUUUUUGAAAGAAUUCCUUUUUGGAAUCGAUGGCAAAAUAAGAUUUUUUUAAUUUUCUUUUAGAUUUGUAAUAAAUUUAAUUUAAUUUAUUCAAAACAAUUAAAAUGCCGAGAAUUCGUAUUACACCAUUAGGUGCUGGCCAAGAUGUUGGAAGAAGUUGUAUCUUAGUUACUAUUGGAGGGAAAAAUAUAAUGUUGGAUUGUGGAAUGCAUAUGGGAUUUACUGAUGAAAGACGCUUUCCUGAUUUUUCUUAUAUUUCCCCGGGCGAUUUAACUUCAUAUCUCGACUGUGUUAUCAUCUCACAUUUUCAUCUUGAUCAUUGUGGUGCUUUGCCUUAUAUGACUGAAAUGGUUGGAUAUUCUGGCCCUUUAUAUAUGACAUAUCCUUCUAAAGCUAUUGUGCCUGUACUUUUGGAAGACUUUAGAAAAGUGGUUACUGAACAUAGAGGUGAAACUUCAAAUUUUUUUACUUCACAAAUGAUUAAGGAUUGUAUGAAAAAGGUUACAGCUGUAAAUUUGCACGAAAUUGUUCAUGUAGAUGACCAACUUAGCAUUCAGGCAUUUUAUGCUGGCCAUGUACUUGGUGCUGCUAUGUUUUUAGUUAAAGUUGGAAGUGAAUCGGUUCUUUAUACUGGGGAUUUCAAUAUGACACCCGAUAGGCAUUUGGAAGCAGCCAAAGUCCCUCCAGGUCUUUGUCCAGAUAUUUUAAUAACAGAAACAACUUAUGCAACAACUGUUAGAGAAUCUAAAAGAGUUAGAGAAAGAGAUUUUUUAAAUAAAGUACACGAGACUGUUCAAGGUGGAGGAAAGGUUUGGCUUUUGAUUUUUUAA